Dufourea novaeangliae is the source of this 1638-nucleotide messenger RNA. Its product is annotated as E3 ubiquitin-protein ligase LRSAM1-like. Gene Ontology annotation, molecular function: protein binding. The transcript is spliced from 11 exons. Lineage: Eukaryota; Metazoa; Arthropoda; Insecta; Hymenoptera; Halictidae. Bases 1 to 1638 code for a protein of 545 amino acids. The record is from RefSeq and is a predicted model, not a curated record.
AUGUCUGAUCUAGCAAGGAAUUUGUUAACACGGUAUUACGGACUUAAUUCAGAAUCGACCGGCAAAAGAUUCUUAUCAAUUCACGAAUCUGUUGAAAAUACCAAAAAUGAAGAUGAGAAACAGGUUGUAGAGCAUACAUCUGUUACCUCCAACGAGGCAAGUGCAUCUGAGGAUGGCUGCCAGAAGAGUAAUGAUGAUAACCGGAAACUGAGUAUUCCAGACGAAACGUAUCGAAGACUAUCACGAGCUUUUGAUAAUAUAGAAGAUGCUUAUGAUUCCAAUGAAAACUCGGAUAUCUUUGAAAUUGACGUUAGAGAAAAUGCUGUGUGUAACACAAAACAUACAGAGUCUCCGACGGAACGUGAAGAAUCUCCAAAUAUCAUUCCAGUCUUUGUUACAACAGAGAAUUAUCCGAAAGACGCAAACGGAAGUGAUUUGAGUUUAACUUCCACCGAGGAUACUUUUCCAGAUAACAUUUCUGAUGUCUCUGGCAUGACACUGAGAAAAUCGCAAAAAUCUUCGAAAACCAGUACACCUUUGCCACCAGUAUCGAAAAAAAAAAGUAUCUGCAACGAAACGUUCGCAGAUUUCUCAAAUAGCGAACUUAAACAAUUUCCUAAUGAAAUAUUAAACAAGUUCUCACAGUUAAGGAUGCUGUACAUGGCUGGCAAUAGUUUAAUGGAACUUCCAGAUGAAGUUUUCACGUUUUUGAGACAUCUAGAGUGGAUAGAUAUCAGGAAUAAUCAAAUUUCAUCAUUGCCAAACAGCAUUGAAUCGCAUCCAUGUAUAGAAACGCUUCUUCUUCAGGCAAAUAAAAUAGAGGAACUGCCACUGGUACUCUGUACUCUCCCAAAAUUAAAAACUCUACAGGUAGCACACAACCCUAUUAUUAUACCAUCAAAAGAUAUUGUAGCCUCAGGCUUUCCAGUAAUUUUGGAAUUUUUAAGAAAAGAAUGGAACAAAGCAUACCCUGAUUGCCAAGUAGAGUUCAAGGAAAACAAAAUUGAGCCAAAAUUGUCAACCAUUCUCUGUUACCAGUCCCCAAGAAAAUCCAAGAAGAAAAUUGCAUCUCCCAAGAUACAAGUCCACGACAGAAAUGCAUUUGUCAGAGGAAAAUGCAAGUUUUACAAACCUAGUAACAGAUGUGAAAGUAAAGGUGCAAAUGCUUCAAUGGAACAUCGCCUACUAUGGUAUUCCAAAGUAAAAGAUCUGUUUAUCAAGCAAGCUUCAAUACUUCAGAAACUAAAGGAUGAGAGUGUCUUAAAAGAAUGGAGACGAGAUAGAAGAAGUUUUAACAUAGCUAUGGAAAAAGCAAUCAAAAGAAAUGAAGAUGACAUUCCUUUUGGAUUUGAUAUAGAAGAUUAUGCUUCCAUAUUUAAACAGAGAGCCAAAUUGGGAACAUUAAGAUCAAAAGGAAAAGAUAAACAGAAAUUUAAUCAACCAGAGGAUAUUAAUGCAAAAAUCGACGAACUGCUGGAAACGUUGAAUAAUCUAGAAACAAAAAUUGUGGAUACAGUAACUCCAAGAACUAAACAAAACUUACUACAGAAAGAUAUAGAAAAGAUGUUACAAUUCCAAGAUGAAAUUCGAAACUUGCGAAAAUACAACGACAUUGCAAUAGUGUCUCUCAAGAAUUAA